UAGACACACGUCAGCUCAAAAAAAAGCACAGACUACAUGUUGUGUAGAACAGGGAAGUUUGAUGCAAAGUUAUGUGACUAUCGUUCAAGAUGACGUUGCUGUUGUUCAGCCUUUAUUUUUGGAACCUCAUUUUAUUAACAUCAUCUCAUCCAAACAUAAAGUGUCUUGUCAUAAAUCUGGAAUAUGUCAACUGUACAUGGAGUGAGCAGGGGGUCCAGAUGCACAAUUACACAUUUGAGAGCAUGUUUUCAGCAUAUGGCAAGCAGAUCUGUUCUCAGUAUUACCAGGUUAACAGGGUUAACGUGGGUUGCAAGUUUCCCUACAAUGAAACCCAAAGAUUCAAUGAACUGGAAACGUGGUUAUAUAAUAAAAAUGGCAGUUUGGUGACAAAACAGAAACAUCAACUAAAAGAAGAGGUAAAGCUCUACCCUCCGUAUAACCUCUCUGUGGAGGCAAAAAAGGACACCGAACUGUGGCUCUAUUGGAAUGUUACGCAAAACAAGAAUUGCAUUGACAGUCAAGUUCGUCACAGGACAGAAAACACGGACUGGCAGAACAAAGAACCCAGAUCCAUGAACCAAUUCAGCUUACCAUUUCCCUCAAAAAAACGGUACGAGUUCCAGGUCAGGGCCCGGAUUAUGUCAUCUUGUGGACAGUCUAAGUACUGGAGUGAAUGGAGUAAGCCCGUGUACUGGGGACAUUCGAAGCCCAACAAUAACACAGAAAGUCCAGUUUCAAGCUCUGUGACAUCACUAGUGCUGUAUGCAGUGGGAGCCACAGUUAUGCUUGUCAUACUCUCCUGCUUGCUGGUCCACAGCGAGAGGUUAAGGAUCAUUUUGAUACCGGUUGUGCCAAACGCAGGACGAAACGUAAGCAAAUACCUUGCGGCUUUCUUCGACGACUAUGACGGUAACGUUGAUAAAUGGCUUUCCAUCUCUAAAGACCUGGAGAAAGGUUUCAAACCCAAUUUCACGGAGCGAGCCUGCCCGGUGCGCGAGUACAGAAUCGGGUCUCAAUCAAGCAGUGAUAGCGGAAGCGUCCUCUCAAUGCCAACAGACAUGUCAUCAGAUUAUCAAUGCAUGAGCUAUUCGUCGGCCUCAACCAUACCUGGACCAGAAGAAACCUCCCAGAAUCAGCCUCUAUCUCCGGCAGAUAAUCCAGUUUAGAUGACAGUCGGUUAGUCAGAAGCUACUGAUCUAAAAGAUAGUGUUAGGACAGAUAAUGUUAGUUUAAAGGCAGACAGACUAUUAAAUAUAAAGGUGCUUCAUGAUGUCAGAGGAACCAUUUUUGGCUGUAUGGUUAACAUUUGAAGGAUCUUUCGGUUUGACCGGCAUGAUAUAUAUCAUACUGUGCAAGUGUUUUUUGGAAAUUUUAUUACAAAAAUCAUUCAUAUUGGGGCUUUAAGAACCUUUGACUGAAUGGUUCUUCGGGGAACCAAAAAUGGUUCAUAUGGCAUCAGAUUAACCAUUUUUGUAGCACCUUUAUGUUUAAGAAUUUUGUGUUAGGUAGUUAGGUGAAAAUUAUGUAAUUAGGUAAAAAAAGUGCUAUUACAUGUUUUCUUUUAUGGAUUCUUUAAGACUGACGAAAGGCAUGAGUUGAUGGUAAUGCUAUGUAUUGUAAUGGAAAGAAAGGAUUACAGACAGAAGUCAAUUCUAGAACAUGAUUUGUAAAUUUUAUAUUCGCAUUUCAUUAUAUUUGUCUUUUUAGGCAUACAGACAUCUCAAAACUUGACAUGUUUGAAUAUUUCAUAUGUGCAACAUAACAUGGAGGCUGGUAUCAAGGCUUAUUUCUAGUUUAUUUUUAUAUGACAAUUUGAACAACAUUGUAGUUUUUGGUUUAAAGCUCUAGAGUAGAAAUCCAAAAAGUUGUAGGGUCACCAUUGUGCCCCUGAGCAAUUGCACCAGGGCAACCUUUCAUGUAAUACGUAUUGUGCAAGAUAACGCCUCUGCUAUCUUAUAUACUCUGACAUUUGAACAACUCACGUAUAUAAAUAUCUGGCAUGUUCGCUGGAAACCUUUGACUUUUUAAAUAUUUCCUGUCACUUUAAUACGCAUAGUUUCAUUCUCUGUCAGAUGUUCAAACAACAUUUUGCAAAUGUUUAAUAUACUGUAUUUGCUCUUUUUAAGAUGCUUGUACACAUAUAAGAUGCUUCAAAUAGAAUGUAAUUCAUGAAUUAUGAUUUAAUAAAGUGUCGAUUGUUAUUAAUUUA
Misgurnus anguillicaudatus (oriental weatherfish) is the source of this 2209-nucleotide messenger RNA. RefSeq names its product interleukin 2 receptor, gamma a (gene il2rga). Gene Ontology annotation, molecular function: cytokine receptor activity; protein binding. Gene Ontology annotation, cellular component: external side of plasma membrane. Gene Ontology annotation, biological process: cytokine-mediated signaling pathway. NCBI's taxonomy places the organism in Eukaryota, Metazoa, Chordata, Actinopteri, Cypriniformes, Cobitidae. The record is from RefSeq and is a predicted model, not a curated record.